Adineta ricciae is the source of this 1221-nucleotide messenger RNA. The record is from the annotation of a GenBank genome assembly. NCBI's taxonomy places the organism in Eukaryota, Metazoa, Rotifera, Eurotatoria, Adinetida, Adinetidae.
AUGAAUCUCGUCAACUCGUUGAAAGGACUAUUUUUUUAUUUAUUCUUAACCGUCGCUGCACUUUUUACUCUGAUUUUCGCAUUUACACCAGCUGCUUCACUGAUAUUCAUUCAUCGACAAUUCCAUUUUCGUAUAUGCUCUUUCAUCGUCGGCCAUUUUCUUCUAGUGAUAACCUGUCUUUUGGAAGAUUUCUUGAACAUCAGAGUCGUUAUCACCGGUGAUGAGUUGACCAAACCGAACGUGCGCUCGAUUAUCCUAUUAAACCAUCGAACGCGACUCGAUUGGAUGUACAUAUGGAUGUUACAAAGUCGAUUUAAACUUCUUGAUCAGCUGAAAAUCGCUUUAAAGUCGGGAAUCAAACGUAUUCCUAUAAUCGGUUGGGGAUGUUAUCACAACGGUUUCCUUUUUCUUCAUCGUCAAUGGGAGAAGGACCAAGAUGAAAUGAAGAAGACUAUUGAAUACUACAAAUCAUCUCAAACGCCAGUCUCCUUAUUGAUUUUUCCGGAGGGAACGAAUUUACAUAACAAAACCAAACUGAAAAGUAAUACCUAUGCUUCAAAACAAACAACUUUCAAUCGACCUUACGAGUAUUGUCUUCAUCCGCAUACAACCGGUUUUACAUAUUUGCUUAAAACAAUGCGAUCGAAUGACAUCAUUGAUACUGUUGACGACAUAACCAUUGGUUAUGAAGGAGAAAUCUCAGUAACAGAACUUGAUUUACUGAAAGGUCAUUUUCCGAAAAUAAUUCAUUUUCACAUUAAACGUUAUGAUGUGAAUGAGUUACCAGAAGAAGAUGAACAAGUCAGUGAGUGGUUAAAGAAAUGUUGGGAUGAAAAAGAAAAUCGACUAGAGGAAUUUUAUACUACAUAUCAAUUCGAUCUUCCAUCAAAACGAUUUCGCAACCAUCGAACAGAAGCGAACGUGCAAGUUGAACGUCGAUUAGCUUUACUUUUAUUAAUCAUAUUCAUUAUAUUUUGGUCGUACUGCUUUGUUGCUUAUACUUCGACACUGACGACAUUUUGGAUUAAUCACAAACAAGUCGACGCUGAAGGAGCUCACUAUUUAUGCAAUGCAUUGAAAUUGAACAAAACAUUGACUGAUCUCAGUAUUUAUCACAAUCGAAUUGAAGUUCAAGGUGCACAGUGCCUAAGUGAUGGACUGCAACAUAACAAAACACUCGCUACACUUUGUCUGGAACAUAAUCAAACUAGGAAUAGAUGA